Equus quagga is the source of this 16665-nucleotide messenger RNA. It is a transcript of the gene ONECUT2, whose product is annotated as one cut homeobox 2. The transcript has 2 exons. Gene Ontology annotation, cellular component: nucleus. Gene Ontology annotation, biological process: regulation of transcription by RNA polymerase II. Bases 428 to 1945 code for a protein of 505 amino acids. The record is from RefSeq and is a predicted model, not a curated record. Gene Ontology annotation, molecular function: DNA-binding transcription factor activity, RNA polymerase II-specific; RNA polymerase II cis-regulatory region sequence-specific DNA binding. Lineage: Eukaryota; Metazoa; Chordata; Mammalia; Perissodactyla; Equidae.
CGCCCAUUGGGCGCUGCCCCGCCCCGGGUCCGGGAGGGUAGGUUGGCUGCCCCGGCGAGCGGCAGAGCCCUUCUGGACAGCUCCCGCUCACCCAAACAGAAGACGUCGGCGCCGGAGCGGGCUCGGACAUGGCGAGGCAGCGCGCCGGCCCGAGCGGCGGGGCCCGGUGAUCCCUCCCUCCCUCCCCGCCCCCUCCCCUCUCCCGCACGCACGCCCCGUCCGCCCCCACCCCGCCCCCACCCCGGGCGCGCCAGCCAGCCCGCUCGCCCGCAGCCCGGGGCGCACACCCGCACGCACGCUCCCCCUCCACACACUCACGCACUCCCGCGCCCUCCCCAGCUCCGGCGGCCGAGCUCCGCCACGCGCGCCUUGCCAGCCCGCCGGCCGCCCCCGCCGCCCCCGCCGCCCCCGGGCCCCGAUGGACUGAAUGAAGGCUGCCUACACCGCCUAUCGAUGCCUCACCAAAGACCUAGAAGGCUGCGCCAUGAACCCGGAGCUGACAAUGGAAAGUCUGGGCACUUUGCACGGGCCGGCCGGCGGCGGCAGCGGCGGGGGCGGCGGCGGGGGCGGCGGGGGCGGCGGCGGGGGCCCGGGCCAUGAGCAGGAGCUGCUGGCCAGUCCCAGCCCCCACCACGCGGGCCGUGGCGCCGCUGGCUCGCUGCGGGGCCCGCCGCCGCCGCCGCCAACGGCGCACCAGGAGCUGGGCACCGCGGCAGCGGCAGCGGCGGCGGCGUCGCGCUCGGCCAUGGUCACUAGCAUGGCCUCGAUCCUGGACGGCGGUGACUACCGGCCCGAGCUCUCCAUCCCGCUCCAUCACGCCAUGAGCAUGUCCUGCGACUCGUCCCCGCCCGGCAUGGGCAUGAGCAACACCUACACCACGCUGACGCCGCUCCAGCCUCUGCCGCCCAUCUCCACCGUGUCGGACAAGUUCCACCACCCGCACCCGCACCACCACCCGCACCACCACCACCACCACCACCACCAGCGCCUGUCGGGCAACGUCAGCGGCAGCUUCACUCUUAUGCGCGAUGAGCGCGGGCUCCCGGCCAUGAACAACCUCUACAGCCCCUACAAGGAGAUGCCCGGCAUGAGCCAGAGCCUGUCCCCUCUGGCUGCCACGCCGCUGGGCAACGGGCUAGGCGGCCUCCACAACGCGCAGCAGAGCUUGCCCAACUACGGGCCGCCGGGCCACGACAAAAUGCUAAGCCCCAACUUCGACGCGCACCACACUGCCAUGCUGACCCGCGGUGAGCAGCACCUGUCCCGCGGCUUGGGCACCCCGCCCGCGGCCAUGAUGUCGCACCUCAAUGGCCUGCACCACCCGAGCCACGCUCAGUCCCAUGGGCCCGUGCUGGCGCCCAGCCGCGAACGGCCACCCUCGUCCUCGUCGGGCUCGCAGGUGGCCACAUCGGGCCAGCUGGAGGAGAUCAACACCAAAGAGGUGGCCCAGCGCAUCACCGCAGAGCUGAAGCGCUACAGCAUCCCACAGGCGAUUUUCGCGCAGAGGGUGCUGUGCCGGUCUCAGGGGACACUCUCCGACCUGCUCCGGAACCCAAAACCGUGGAGUAAACUCAAAUCUGGCAGGGAGACCUUCCGCAGGAUGUGGAAGUGGCUGCAGGAGCCCGAGUUCCAGCGCAUGUCCGCCUUACGCCUGGCAGCGUGCAAACGCAAAGAGCAAGAACCUAACAAAGACAGGAACAAUUCCCAGAAGAAAUCCCGCCUGGUGUUCACCGACCUCCAACGCCGAACACUCUUUGCCAUCUUCAAGGAGAACAAACGUCCGUCCAAAGAGAUGCAGAUCACCAUUUCCCAGCAGCUGGGCCUGGAGCUCACGACUGUCAGCAACUUCUUCAUGAACGCCCGGCGUCGAAGCCUGGAGAAGUGGCAAGACGACCUGAGCACAGGGGGCUCCUCGUCCACCUCGAGCACUUGUACCAAAGCGUGAUGGAAGGACUCUCAGUUUGGCACAAGUCACCUCCAAGCGAGGACCACAGAUACCAAAAGAAAACACAAAGGAAAAAGACACCAGAUUCUUAGCUGGGGCCCUUCACUGGUGAUUUGAAAGCACAAUUCUCUUGAAAAGAAACUUCUAUUCUAGCUGUAAUCAUAGGCCAGGUGUUCUUUUGUUUGUUUGUUUUAAUGGCUAUGGAGUCCAAGUGCAAGCUGAAAAUUAAUCUCUUUGAACCAGACAUUGUCCUCUGAGCAUGCUAAGCAUCCCAGAAACCCAAAUGGGGGACUUCCUGGAGCGAAUUAAUUUCAGUGUGGUGGCAACCAAGCUCAGGAUUGCUUAAAAGGUUAACAGUCCCGCUUUGGGUCCCGUCAGCUUCUUGCAGUCAGAUUUCCACAAGUAACAGUGGGAAUUUGGCCCGUGUAAGAACUCUGAGUUUGGGUUCCCAAGAUGCUGCAAUGAGGGAAGAAUCUAGCAACAAGAAUGACCUCAUUUGCUUUCCAAGUGCUUAGCCUCAUCAUACCACAGUACACAAAGUUCACAGCCAUAACAUAAAAAACAUCAGAAUGAUAAUUAUUGAGCACAAGUUUUAAAUAUGGAAGUCAAAAAAAAUAAAAAUCCAAGGACCUGUUUUUCCAACUCAGGCAUCUUUUCAUUGAAUGGUUUAGAAAGCUUUCAGUUGAUCCAGUUUACAAUUUUCUUUCCCUUACCUCCUGGAAAUCUCACGUGGUCUUGGAUCCAUCAAAAAAACAAAUCAGUGCACUUGAGCUCAAAGUAUCAAGCACAACAAAGAUAAAGAGAGAAGUCAGGAAGGUUCUGGAUUCAUCACAUCUGGAUUUUCAAGACGCCGAUUGUGAAGUCAUUAGGGAAUCGUUGGGAAUAUGGCUUCAAGCACAUUUUGCAGUUUGCUACAAAUUCUGUUUGUACAUAAUGCAGACGCACACUCAGGAGGCCAAUUUAACUGUUACGGUACAUGGAGCAAAUGCAGCAUUUUAAAAGAUGUACAUUUUUUUACAUCACUAAUGUAUCUUUCUUGGUUACUAGUCACCUGGUUCCUCCUAUUGUGCAUUCUUACCACCACAUAAUUCAUUUUCACUGUUUCAGAUUUAAGUUGUUCCUUCAUCCAUCCCAUUGGUAGGGAUCUUUUCAGUGUUUUCUAGCAAGAAAAAAAUGAGUAAUUCAAACCACCAUACAUGUUACUCAUGACUGUCAUCUAGUCCUAAAUCUCUUCCAUUGUUGAAUGAUCCUAGAAAAACAGCUGAAUAAAUCUGGAGAAAACACAGCACACCAAAGAAGCAGAAUACUGCAAACCAAAGACAUUUCUUACUUGCCAUUUUCUAGCCUAAAAAUACUGUGAUUACUUUUAGAAAUCAGAAAACCUCUGCAACUCCAAAUGGCAUUCAGCUCUUACAUUCAGCUCGCCAUCAGGCAGAGCAGACUGGCUACACCAAGGACGUUAGCCAAGCCACCCAGGGAGUGGCUUUGCCACAUCAGCUCUGGUUCCUGGCUGUCACCUUCCCACAGCAAGCGGAAGAGUGCCCACGGGACUCUGGGAGAUUGCAAAGGUCACGAUGUGCAUAUUUACCAGUGAAUGGCCCCAGGUGGGCACCAUGGGGAUGUUCAAAGCAAGCCAAACACUGCAAUGAUUCUUUACGGACACUUGAGACUGACUUUUUUAUGAAUUACUUAAUCGAAACCAAAGAAACUUUUUCUGCACCUACUUCUGCAACAAACAAAACCGUCCCAUUAAAAUGAAUAAAUAACGAAAUACGUAAGUCAAUGAAAAUCACCAUCAACAAGAAGGAAGCACGCCAGAAAAAAAAAAAAAAAAAACAGCGAGACACACUGUGUUCAAACAGACCUCUUGGGACAUUUUUUGGAAGCAGAUUCUAAAGAAAGGGUUGAGACAAGAAUAGAAAUAAGGAAAAGCCUCAGUGGCGGCUGCUUCAUUUGACAACUCACGCGGUAAUCUUAAAGUUGAAGAUUGUCUUUAAUUUGUGCCUAUGCAGUUUUCAAAAGAACACGGAACAGAGCAACAGAAACCUCAACAGCUACAAUACCAAAGAUGAGGAUUUCUCACACCUCUUGUUUCAGUUCGUUAUAUCCUCUUGCCUGGCUAAAAUACUAAUAGCGCCAUUGAUCUGUGUAAAGGUAAUCAAUUUUGUUUCUGAGCAACAAAAGGAAAGGGUCAUUUAUUUUAUUUCAUUGUUUCCCUUUAAUUUUGUUUUAUGGCUUUCUACCCUAACAUGGAAUCUCUCAAAGGAUUCCAUGGACUCCAAGUUUAAGAUGUUGGGAUACUGAAUGAUUCUCUUCUCUCUGCUUUGCAGAGUGCGAGGAAUAAUACUGUCACUUGAAUGUUCUUUGCUUAUCCCUUAGACUUGGUUGCUUCUCUGUUCAGAGUCUCAUCAUCAGGGGAGGGAAGGGGAGUGAGGGUCAGGGUCAGGGGUCUUGGUGACACAUCCUCUCCCAAGCCACAGAACCAAAGAGUUUAUAGAGGAAUGGACAGCCUCAUUUUCGUGUGAUUGCUACAUCUAACAGGGCUUCAUUUGAGGGUGGGGGAAACAUGUAAAAAUAAUUGCCAGUUUCUACUUUUCUAUUAGCUUUUUAAAAAUCAGCUGUAAAGUUGCAUUUCUAAAGAAAGAUAUAUAUAUAAUAUAGGAAUACAUAUAUAGAUUCAACUUGACAUUGGUGAUAACCCAAAAUUAUUGCUAUCCAAAUUCAUGUCUUGUUUUUGUCAAGUGCUUUGUUUAUUAAGUAUUCAGUUCAGAAUUUUGCUCAUCUCUAAUCAUGCCAUCCCAGAGUUCAUUUGCCGCCGUGGAUGAUUUGGAGUAUUCAGAUUUCUGUGAAAACUCCUGGGAAAGGUUGAAAGUCGAGUUCAAGCAUUUCAGCAUUUAACCUGUUGAUAAAUGGAUCUGUGGUGCAAAUGAGUUUUAUUUGUAUUUGGAGUCAUCUCUAUUCUAUGCCUCAACCAUGAUCAAGAUGGUGAGUACGGUUCAUCCACCAGACCCAGAACAGAACUGGGCCAGGGCCAGUGGCAGUGGGGUGCUCAUCUUCUGUAACUGCUGGGAAGGCUCAGUAGUCCAUUCCCACCAGUUAUGGAGAUGAAGCCAGCCCAGAAAUCUGUUAUCCAGGAGCUGCCCUGUCCCAUUAGGGUAUUCUAGAUCCCCCUCAGUAAGUCGAUCCACCAGAGGGAUUUCUCAUAGAGGAAGUCCAAGUCCUGUUGCAAUGGGUUGAUCAGGUUUCCUCAGGGUUGUAAUUACCAAUUCGUAUAGACAAGCCUGUGUGCAACCACAGCUGGCACUGGGGUGAGGCAGUGGUGCUGGGUGGGGAGAUGAUUCUCAAUCUUGGUGAAAAAAUGCAAAGCAGGGUUUGGGGAGAACCCGAGAGUCUUGCCCCUGGGAGUCCCGUUGUCCAUUGUGCUGCCUCCCUUCUCCCACCAUGUGGGUCUCUGUUUGCAGGGCAACUGCCAUGGAGCUGGGAAAGAAGGUGACUCUCUAUGGCUUCUGUAAUUCAUCCUACCUGGGGAUAUUCCUUGACUUUUCCCUUUGUCCCUUUGUCUCUUGCUCAUUCUGCGUGUCUGCUUUGUCAAAUGACCAAGAAAAGAGCAUAUUUCAGCAGGGAAAUGCUCCAAAAGGGUGGAUAAAAAUGAGUUUCAGCUUGGGUAUUUCUAAAUGAAUCCUUGUGACUUGUGGCCAAUGGAAAUGGUUGUUCUUCUUGAGAUUGAAUUAAGGAGCCAAACCUUCUUGGUUUGGUUAGUGGUUCUUUGACAUUUGGGUCUCUGGCAUCCCCUGGAGAUGUCUAAACCCAAAGAGGCUGCCUCUGUGGCCUGAGAUUUCAACACUGACCAAACCAGGUGUAGUCACAUAUGCCUUCAGUGCUCCUGGUGAUUUGAGGAAGAUCUCAUAAUGUAAAAAAGGCAAGAACUUCCCUCCAAGGACUUUUGACAAAUGUCUCAUACAAGAUAAUGUCACACCAGAGAGAAGUGCUUCCUUUUAAAAAAUGAUUCACAUACAUGUAUAAAUACAUAUGUGUAUCUAUAUAUUUAUGUAUCAAAAUUUUAAGCCCCAGAGAAUUUCAACUUGUUAAAAAUAUGAAAGAAAAAAACCCCUGCAAGUUGAAAGGUAAUGGAAUUUGACCCAGUGAAUUUCCUCAAGCAUUGUUAAAACUUAUUUUAAGUUAAUAAUUUCAGAGAAAACUGUUUGGACUUGGUUAUAGUUUAGGAUCCAUUUUCUCAGUUCAAGAAGAAUUCCAGGCAUGCCUUUGCUAUCAGCAACAAAAGUGUGAAGGGACAGUUCUGAACCAAAAUUCACAUUCUUGAGGCAACAGAAACCCAAAUGCUAUUGAGUGGAAAAAUACUUUUCUUUAUUCCUUUAGGCAAAUAUGCUUGCUUUACUUUUGUUUUCCAUGUGAUUUUGUUAUGGGGGAUAUAAUUGUUUCAUUCUGGGAAAUUUUUUUAAAAAGAGCCAAUAUAUCUCUUUUUUAAAGGAAAACAGCAACAACAAUAAAAACUCAACCCCAAUAUUUAAAGGCUUUUCCAAAAUGUAAAAUAGCGUGUAGGUUGUACCACUUAAAGGUACAGGUGAGAAUGAGCCACGGAGGACCCAGCGUGACGCUUUCUCUGGAGAGAUCAGGGCAUCACUUCUGCAGCGUCUCUCUUCCCGCAGAGUCUUGGCAGUUGUGGGCUUAGGAAAAGCUAACUUUCAUUGCCAGCUAAAACCAAAUCAAAAUUAGGAAGGUAAAUCUGAUACAUAUACACAUACCAAUAUAUACACACACGUGCAUUUUUGUAAGUCAAGCAGUGUACUUCACAGCCAAAUAUAAAUACCUUUUAGAUGAUCAACCAUUUUACCUAAUCUGUACUGGGUGCCCACCUAUUUGUGCUAAUAAAUUAAAGUUGAGCAUAUUUAAAAAAAUAUAUAUCACUACCACUUGGGUAGGGGGGCACACUUUCCCACUUUUGAAAAUGCUGGUGGAAUUAUAGAAGUGUCUGAUUACCUCUACCAAAGUGUCAUGACAAUAUACCUUUGCGGUGAACUCUGAUUUUUCACGAGGUUAUAUGGUAGGAAUUUUAAAAAAUAUAAAAAGAACUGUCUGAGCUCCAGUGUUGUUGAAGAAUAAUGUAUUAUAUUAAAAAGUAGAGAAAAUGAGAUGAUGCCUGUGGUCAAGGUUGACCUCAAGUGCUGUGAGGAUAACUGUCACGAUUCCUAACAGAUUGGAGCGGAUUUUUUUGUUGUUGUUGCUGAUACUGUGUGGUGCAGACGUGUUAGCCUGACCAGGAAGAGUGAGAGGGGAUAGAGCUGGUGUGCCUACAACUUUCUGGUAUUUACCUGCAAGACUGGAUAGCUUAAUAAUUUUGUACCUUUAGCUAAGCCCAAAUCACCUCUAAAACAACAGGAGGUUCUAGUUUUCAAAUAAGGCCACAAAAUCCUUACUAAAGGAAGAAGGGGCACCUGAGGUUGAUGUAUAACUCUCCUAAGUUAGUGACAUUGACUUUAAACAUGGAUGUCCCAAUGCCUAUUUUCUACCCAUGAUUUGUUUCUUUACAAGGGUAGGGGAAAAGGAAGCUUUGUUUAUUUGUUUCAGAAAGUCUCAGAAUAAGUUAUAAAAUACAAAAACAAUUAUUAAAAUAAUAUAGAGCCUCACAUAGGUGGACACAAAAUUGACGCUGAUGGGCUAUUGGAUGAAUCCCACAGGGACCAGAAAUGCUUAUUGUUCUCAGACACCAAAAUGACUCUUGACAGUCUGAGGCAAGUCAAAGCUAGAGCCCAAGCUUUCCUUAUAGGUUUUUGAGUUUGGUUGACUGUCAUCAACCAGCUAAUACCUUUUUAGUGGAGAAAGUGUGUAUAGGAAAAACACUUUGCUACAGGUUUGUUCAUCCUGUGGAAGUCUUCCACUCUGCUCCAUCUUUAGCGGCAGGAUUUCACAUAGCAUCAACCUGGGUAGAUAAAUUUGCGUAAAACUUAUACAGUCUGUCAGCUUGGAUGUAUACAGAUUUAGAUACAUCUUUUCACAUGUAUUCUCAUAGAUGUCCUUAGCACACAUGGCCCAUGGGUGUCUAGACUGAGCACAGACACGUGUGCACAAACAUCUCCAUACAUACAUACUGUCAUCUGUUACAAUAAAUAAAUUUUAAGUGAUCAUUUAACAUGUAUGUGGUACUUCUGCAAUGUACAUUGUUUUCAUUAUUUAUUGUAACAUUGAAAACUAAAGUGCAGGAAAAAAACAGUAUCCCAGCAUCUUCAUUGUGUACACUUGGAAUUCCUUUCAUUUGGGCACAUUCAAGAUAAACUCAGCUUCCAAGUGGAUGGUAUGUAAUCAUCUGUGUAAGAUACACAUGCUUGAUGACUUCGGUUGAAUAGCUUUAUUCUGGAUCUCUCAUAACUAAAGCUAAAUCCAAAGACCUGAAAAAGGACCAAAAAAAAAAAAAAUGGAAAUACAGAAAACAAAAAAAGAGAAAGAAGGAAGAAAAUAGCAAAGUAAAACGCAAAGUAAUAGGGAAAAAGUGGGCUCUGGUUUCCAGGGUUGAGACAAUGGUGAUGUGGUAUUGUGGGGGCUGCGCUAGCUAGAGUGGGGAAGUGGUGAUUUUUCUUUCAUGCUUGUCACAUCUAAAUGGUCUUGAGGAACAUGAGAAAGAGGUUAUAAUUUCCUGCUUUAUUUUCAUUUAGACUAUCAAAAGAGGUUAUCCAUUUUGUCCAUCAAACAAUGAAGACAGUCAAAAGAAACACUUUUUUCCUUGUCUCUUUGGGUUAUGACCCAACAAGCUAAGUACCAUUAAUGUAAUUAAUUUAUUUAAAUUAGUUUCUAGCACACAAAUGUAUAGGAUUUGGUAAUUAUUUAAUCAUUCUUCCUUAGUUUGACUUUGCUCCUUGUGCUUAUUUAUCAAAAUCUAGACCAAUGGUGCAUCGGAGAUGCAAAAUCCCUUUUAGAAUUCUCUUGAAGUUUAGUUUGCUUUAUAAAGCAGUGAAAUUCUGUUACAGACAGGGAAGAAAUACAGGUUACAACAAAAAUUGAGGUAUUUUUCCUUCUUGAAUUAACUUUUAAAAUAGCUUAAUAACAAUGAUUAAAUUAUUUAAUUUAAGUUCGCAACCCCACCAGGUACCAGGCGAACUUCCCCUUUUAAUUAUUGGGGCCCUCAGAGCCUUCCUAUUGUAACUUAUUUAUUUAACUUAUUCAGCACCUGAGAAAGGUGCGCUGUAUAGUUUAUAUUUUUUAUUUAAAACAACAGAGAGCACUGCCGUUCAUUUGCUGUCAGAACAACAGAGCAAAGUUGGUGGACGAGCGAUGACUGUUCAGCCCGAGCCUGUGCAUUCAGAAAACGGAAGCCGAGACCCCGCUUCACCAGCCUGGAUUUCGGGGCUUCUAUACAGAAACUGGAAAAAUAAAUUUUAAAAAAAUCGUAACAGCAAAAAGAGAGGAACCCUUAUACUAGCUGCUUCCAAGAAUGAACUCUGUGUGUGUGUAAAACAACAAAACAAAAAAGAAAAAAAAAAGCAGAAAAAAGAAAAAAAGGAAAAACUUUCUAUUUCUAGUGAGAACCAAAGAAGGCUACCUCACUGACUUUUUCCAUUUGUAAUUUUAAUCGUGUUGAUGACACCAAAGAUACCAAAGAUUUCUUUCUCUGUGCGGUCUGCAUUUUGCUUAUGCUCUUUUAUAAUUUUAACUAUUCUCUCUGACAUAUGGUAUGUACAGCCACAGCUCAGAUACCCCAAAGAAAUAAUUAUAUAUGCGAUGGCGGCUGCUGAUUUGAAAAGGGAUAUUUUCUGUGUUUCUCUCAUUUGUCCGCUGUCCCCUCCACAUGUCCAGGAUGCAAGUUCAGGUGCUGCUGUAAUUGGAUUCCUUAAAUUCCACUUCCAAAUUGGUGAAGAAGACUGGUUGGAAGUGGCCUUCAGUCCUAGCCACAACCUCUGUCCCCGGUUUGGAGCUGUCACAGUAAAGAUUUCCAAUUACUAGACAUAGAAACUCAAUCAUUGAAUAGCAGAGCUGGAAGCAACCUUAGAAAUCACCUAGUCCAGCCCCCCGAGGCCUGGAGGAGAGAAAUGUUUCUCCGGGUUGAACAUCUAUAGGCAAAGCCCAGACAAGCUCCUGCCUCUCCUCCAGGGCUGUCCCCAUUGCUCAGUGCUAUCUCUGUAUGAGAUGGGCCCCUCAUUGGCAAAGAGGAAGACAGCAAUCCUUUAGCAAUGAGUAGAGCCUGGGGCUCAUCACUUAACAUUUGCACUCUGUAAAAAUAGCCACAGGCAUUUCAGUGUCUGUCUAAUUAGAAUCUCAACAUGAAGUCACAUCUAUAAAGAUGGCCAGCUUUGAAAUAUUAGGACUCCUAGAGGGAAUUUUGCCCUGGAAGUACAUGCUGAUCCAGUGUCAUCACUGUUGAACCUCCCCAUUACAAAGUGUUAUAUAGAGAGAAGCUUUUGGAGAUUUUUUAUUUUUCCUUUUUCUCCCCAAAGCCCCCCAGUACAUAGUUGUAUAUUUUAGUUGUGGGUCCAUCUAGUUGUGGCAUGUGGGAUGCCGCCUCAGCAUGGCCUGAUGAGUGGUGCCACAUCCGCACCCAGGAUUCGAACCGGCAAAACCCUGGGCCACCGAAGUGGAGCGCGCGAACUUAACCACUCGGCCACGGGGCCGGCCCCUAUAUAGAAGCUUUUGAUUCAGUGAGAAGAGAAAGCUCAUUCUUGGUCUGUUGAGUUGAAUUAUUAUGGAUAUUUUUAAGUCAGUAUUUAUCAGAGAAAGGGAAUUUGAUCACUGUUUGCACAUGUGACAUUUAAGCUCUUCAGCUUUUUCCUUUUACUCUGACCUCUAGGUGUUUAUAUUUCGUUCCUAGGCCACCUCUGUAUUUAUGAGAGAAUGUUAAGCCUUACAUCAUUAGAUGCUAAAGGAUUAGUUAUUGUAAAUGAAAGAUGACCCCAAAAUUUCAGAGGAAUAGACAUGCCAGUUUGAGAAAUGAUUACUUAAAUUUGCUUCUCUUUUCCCUUCUUACUCAUGAAAUUAACUGAUCUUCUUUAAGUUUCUUUCAUUUCCAUUAAAUGAUUAAAUGACUAUUAGAAUCCAUUCUUCAGAGUGAUUUGUAUAUUAGCCAAUGAGUCAUUCUCAGCUUUGACCAAAUAGGUUUUAGACAUAUGCAAAGAUCCACCUCUAGUCCAUGUAAUUCUUUCUUGAGUGCUAGUAUUUUGUACUUCCUGUAGCGUAGUUAGCUCUGAGCUUUUUAAGAGAGCAUUUAGACAAAGAAGCUAAGAAGGGAAAAGACCAAUCAAUUCAUCCAUUCCAUGCAUCAACAGAGGGUAGCUAGUACAGAAAUUUAGAAGACAGACCAACAGACUUUAGGAAACACUCUUACCCCUUUCUGUAGUUUCCAAGCGCCAUACUGACAUGUGAAAGUUCUCUCCUGUCCAAACAUGCUCAAAGCUCCAUCUUCCCCCUCUACAAAGCAAACUUGUAAGGCCUUCCUUCCAAACAGCGAAUUGCUUUGGUUUUCUUCUCAAAUUCCUAUUGGAAAUAGAAUUCUCAGGAUACCUGGGAGACACGACAAAGAAGAUCUGAUCAAUGAGCAGCAGAGUGCUCCCCUAUAAGCAAAUAUCACCUUCCCCAGCCUUCCAACACCAACCCCCUACAAGAGGCAACCUAGAGAGAGUGAUGGCAGCCUGAACACAGAAAACAUCCCCAAAUGGCAGACCCCUCCUCAGCAAUCCCCCCUCAGCCUCAUGCUUCACUUGCAAAGUGUGACAUAACCACGGGACGAGUGCCUUGCUUGAACCAAAGCAACGAUUUAGCCAGUCUGGACCUCUCUGUGCUUUUUUUAAUCCUUCCUGUGAAUACCUCAGCUUCAACUGGGCCUCCAUACAGUAAAUUGGUGGGCUUAUUGUACUGUGGUGCUUUGCAAAGCAACCUGCAAAGAACAAGAUUUGUACUAAUACCAAAGGUUCUUUCUCUGUGUCUCUUCUUUCCGCCUCCCCCGUUCUUCUCCCUUUUCUAGUUCACGGUUCCGAAGCUUUAAUAUGAACCUGGGCAUGUUGGCAAUGCAGACCGCGCAGUUCCUUACCGAAUUUUCUCAGAUAUACCUCAUAGAUAAUAGUGUUUAGAGUAAUGUUAUUAUAGCGUAUGUAAUAAAUUAUUCACUGUUUUCUUUUGGUAACUGUGAUUUAAAAAAAGAAAAAAGAAAAAAAAGCUUUAUACGUUUUAGGUUGUGCUUUUGUAAUAGACGAAAAGUUGCGCUUAAAAAAAUGUAUGUUCUUUUUUUCCCCUUUGGAUUUUAUUUAUUCUGGAUUGAGGAAAGUUGCAGAAUGAACCCAAAGUUUACAGUUACAUAUUUUGCUGAAGAAACAAUCUGUGUUCAUUUGCUCUGUUGGAAAAAAACUAUUAUUUUCUACAUUUGUGCUACUUGGUCUGACCAAUUAAUUGUUCUGUGUUAACAGUGUAGUAUUAUAAUUAGCAGCUGCCAAUCAGUGCUAUAAUUUUAUGCAUGAGGCUAAAGAUUUAGCAGUGUGAUGCAUUGUGGUCUUAAUAGCAACAUUUUCCUUUUGAACUAGAUCCCCCCCUUUGGUUCAAUGGACUUUAUUUAUGCAUGGGCGCCAAGCGUUGGUUAGCAGUUGUGGAACAGUUGUGUAUACAUUAAACUGUGAAAAUGUACACAGUUCAGCCUCAGACAGUGGUAAUAUUGGUUUAUUGGGAGAUGUCUUACCUCGAAAAUACCUUUCCAUCUGUUGGAAUCAGUCAGAUUGAAUCAAGUUCAAAUUUUAUGAGAAAGGUCAUUCCAAGUUUGAGUUAGCCAACUUACAUUCCACAAUUGGGAUCCUCAUAACCCAGCUCUAUCACUGUAUCCAAGAGGGGUUUGGAAACAAGCACUGAAAAACAUCUCAAUUCUGCAUUUUUAGUUUCUGCUAAAAGGAGUCCUUUUGGCUUUAUGUUCACGACCUCAGACCUAACUAGCCAUGCAUAUGGAGAUGCAAAUUCAUCCAGCUCCCGCCUCUCCUGGAUCUCUGCUUGGGAACGGCCACUUUGACUGUGCUUGGUUUCUUCUAGUAUUUUAUUGUCAGGUCAGUUCCCAAGAGAAACUCAAAUGGCAUCAAUAUCAAUAAUUAUUCUCUGGCUUUUUUGUCCACUCUCCUGGACAACUUCACCAACUCUUCCAGUGAUUCAGGCAAAAGUAGAUGGCCAUUCCCCAAACAUCCCCCUGCAGCCAUGUUGUGGCUCUUCCCCCUAGAGGCACAGGUGACUGGAACUCACCCUUUCCUGCCCAACAACGUUACGCCUGUCCUAAAGGUAGUCUAAGAAGUUUUGAAACCCAGUUUCAGAAGACCAUGUUGGUUUAAACUCCCCAGUUAUCUGAGACCUCUAUAUCUCAAAAGGUAUUUUUCGGUUGCAGUGGUUUGGGCAAACUUGUUCUUUCUUAUAUUUGGGUUCUGAGACCCAUUGUCAAGUUUCUCACCAAUUUCCCAAACCAGUAUGCUUGACGUAAAGCCAAAUCAGCUGCCAAUCACACUUUAUUUUGCAUGGGAAAGUGCAGCUUAGGAAACGGCGGGAAAGCAACCGUCUGCUGUGCAGAAUACUGGAAAUCACCAACUGUGGAGCAUUCAUAUUUCCUGGCAAUGAGAAUAUGUUGGGAAUGCGCUUUCAUUAAUAAUACAAAGAAACGUAUUUUUAUUUGGCCUUAUAAAGUAGAUUGUGAUAAUGAAAGCUUUGUAAUGUAUAGUCUUUUUUAUUUUUCCCCUUAUGAAUCUGCCAAAGAUGGGAAUGGAUACAAGAAUUUUAAGUCGGCUUUUGUGAGACAGUUAAUGAUUGUAAUAGUAUUUAAUCUUCCAGAAAGCUUUAUAUGUUCUUCCGCAAUAAACCAAAUCGAUAUUUGUUUCAGUAAAGUUCUCCUCACACUCAGAAACCCACAAACUAUUCCUCUUCGUGCAGAUAUUGUAGUAUCUACAAAGUUCAAAUGCAUUUUUGAUCCAAAAUAAACAGAGGAGUGUCUGAGACAUGAGCGUGCCCAGCCUUUUUAUUACGAGCAACGCAUGGGUUUGGCUCACUCGGAUUUGCCAAGAAGACUUGUCUUAUGAAACUCGAGGUAUAUUUUGUUAUGCCAUUUUAUGUCCUUUUUUUUUUUUAACUUUGUGGAAAGUGACAUGUUGAAUCAAGUGUAAGCUGAGUUUUCCAGACAACUGAAGUAGCUACGUCAUGAAUGUUAUUUUGUUAUUAAAGGGUUUUUACUCAACGCUUUGUGCCAGUGGAUGUCCUUCUCCUUGGAGACACAGAACUAUGGAAUUACCUCAGCUUGGCCUGGAUUUCGCCCCUUCUCUCAUGGGGGAAUGAGGGCCUGGCCUGGGAAAUGAAAGGUCAUGGGCUAGAAGGUAGGUUUUGGUACUAGGAAGAGAUCUCCACAGCUAUCAGCUUUAAAGAGAGCUGGGCCAAAACUCUCUAACCUCACUCUCUCUUGUCCCCAACACUUCUCUGAGAUCCCUUGGCCUCAAGCACAUGCCAGCAUGAAGGCAGACCCCAAUUGUAUCUUACAGGAAAAGCAAGGAAAAGAAAAUAGCAAUCCUGAAUCUUCGGGAGGCACCAGGCACUCACCCUUCCCGAAGCUGGGCUCCACCACCCAAGGCCAUGGCAGCCCACUGGUUGGCUUUCCCUGAGCCACCACUGAAGGUGUUUCCUUCAUCUUGACUAUGGCAAAGGGUCCAGGUUCCCACAAUCCAGUGGGGCUUUUCCAAAUCAGAAUCCCCCUAUUACUCGUCCUCUGCAUCCUGGUUUAGCUCUCCCAUCUAUAACUUUUGCAGAUGAUUAUUUGGUAAACAAAGAAAGGUAUGGAUGGGUUUUGCUGUCAUUUUGUUCCUACUGUAUAUUUUAUCUAUUCCCAGUUCUUUGAUCGGAAAAAUUCAAGAGGGGAAAAGAGACCCCACUGCCUCUCUGUGCCUUGCUCCUCUCUCAGGGGGCCGUGCACAUUGCCCAUGCUAUUGAUCUCUCUUAGAGGACAGGCUGAACCACAGCUCUUGAGCUAACCAAGAACGUGACCCAUUGAUAUCUACUUGAUCUCUACUUGAAAGUCAUAUUCAAAAAGCUGUAGAACUUGGGGUUUUUCCCCGUCUCUCUUGCUUUGACUCAAUUCAGCAUUUAGCUUAAGAGUUACUUUACUAUCUAGGAAAGUUUUUUCAGAUUAUGGCAGGGAACCGGCUACCUGGGAAGAAAGGUUAAGUGUUGAAAGACUAUCCAGCUUUGGAUAGGUAGUCAUGCCAUUAACAGAUACUUCCUUGAAACCAGAGUAUUAUUUCCUUUCUUUUCUAUAUUAUCUUGUGUUGCACAAGUCUCAGUGGUGCCAGCAAAUGUCUUACCACAAAAGGUUGUAAGACGCCUGGCAAAUUGGAGGUCCUGAAACAAGAAGACAACCUCCACACUGACAAAAUGAUGAAGAACGUCUGGCGGGCAGGGACUGAGGUGACACAGGCAUAAUCUUGGUGCUGGUUUCUCUUUUAAUCCAAAAUUUCAACCACCAAGUCUUAUUUUUCCCCCCUCAAUCCUAGAGCAGUUCAGUCUCUUCUCCCCUGCCUAGGAUGCCAAAGAAUGUCAUGGGUUGACCAACAUUCCAGUUAGUUCUCUUCUUCAUCCUUUGCUUUUCUCCAAGCAGGUAUGUUCCUGGACUGCAGAGAAAGAACCCAGCUGAUUUUUUCAUCCUUCCUAUUCUAAUAUUUCUACCCAAAUUAACAUUUUACUAGUAGAGCCACUGUAGGAUUCUUUCUUGGUCAAUGAAUUCUUACUAGAGAAACUAUCCUUCCACCAAAGUGAGCGAGAACAAGUUCCAAUAUCUUUCCCUUCCUUGGUCUUUGUUCUCAGGAUUGAGUCAUUUCUGGCUGUUUUCUCACUUUAGGCCCUGACCUCAGCUGUGUUUAUUUUGGGUAUUAAAACACCUUUUAAUUUCACAUGCUGGCCUGUGGGGUUUAAAUCCUUUCUUCCAAUCUGUUGGUUGCUUUAUGGUAUUUAAAGGUGAUUAAAAUGAGGGAAAGGAGGAAGAGGAAAAGAGAAAAGAGUUUGCCCCAGCUCUAUUUAAAGUUUUAAAAUGGAAAGAAGAGACUCAUUAAGUCAUGGGAAAUAACCCUCCCUGUCAGAGCCCGUGCUCUGCCACAUGGCUUCUAGGUCAGCUCUUCCAGAAACCCAGCCCUUUAGAAACCCAGCUACCUGUCAUAGGUCUCUAUCCAGAUUCCAAGGUGACAAGAGAUCAAAGAGUCAAGUGCACACCACUUGUUCACUUUCCUUGCUUUUACACAUAUUAUCUCCAAGAAAAUCACAGGGGAAAACUUUAAACUUUUAUUUUUAAUCAAUUCCUUUGACAUCACCUCUCAUAUUUAAAAUCAGGAAAAUAUACCCCUAAAAUUUGCACUCCCUUCUGUUUUGAAAAAGAAAACCCACAGACUAGUUAAUCCACAUUCUUACUUUCUUUUCACCCUGAGCUGUAUUUCCAAAACUCAGAUUUUGCCCCAUCUCAGACAUGUUAAGUCAGACUGUGCUGAAAGAUUUUCCAGGGAUGGUCAACAGGGUAUAUGUUCAGUGGCUGCCCUGAAAUCCUGGUGGGGAUGAGGAUCACAUACAGUGAUCAAGGGGCUGCUUACCCCUUGAUAAGUUCCCAGUCUUUUGGAAGAUUUCUUUGAAUGUUAAUUGCAUUUUCAACUUUGCUCAUUUCCCAUCCUGAUGUUUUGUCUGUAACGUUGCUUACACUGGAUUCUUUCUAUUUUUAUUCCUAUCAUUAAAUGGUA